CUGUAAAAGGAAAAAUAAUUUCUACAAAAGAUUUGUAAUUGUUUUGUCUUUUAGCUUAGAACAUCUUCCGCAUUGAAAAAGAAAAUGAGUAACACCAGCGCCAACAUUACGAAUGGUGGUAUUACUCCACCUCAGGAAAAGCGUGACCUGCUUGCGCUUCUGAAGCUUAUAAAGAAAUACAACCUCAAGCAAACAGAGGAGCUUCUAUGUCGCGAAGCCAAUAUCACAAAUCAGGAAUUGGAGGAAGUCAAUGAUAUUGAAAUAAACACACUUCUAACGUCAGCUCUCGUGGAUGGACACGACCAUCAAAAUGGAUUGGUAGCAAGUGGUAGUGGUGGAUCCGGUAAUGACCCAGAAAUACAUGAAGCAGCUUAUGCAGAUCUGCGUAAUUUCGUCGAGGAGUCUCUAGAUAUUUAUAAACAUGAGUUGUCUAUGGUUCUCUAUCCAAUACUGGUACAAAUCUAUAUUAAACUUAUUCAAGGAGGAUUCGCAGAACAAGCCCGAAAAUUUGUGGAGAAAUGUGGCCCAGAUUUAGAUCAUUACUACCGCGAAGAUUUGCAAAAUUUAUUAAUGAUAACCAAAAGGUCUGAUCUAGAAAAUAACGAUUUCGUGACCGCAAUGGAGCUAGACAAGUUCGUUAUUCGCAUGUCACGGGAUUCUCAUUCGCUAUUUAAACGACAUAUACAAGAUCGAAAGCAGGAGGUGAUAGCAGAUAUAGUCGCAAAAUUUUUGCAUUUUGAUACCUACGAAGGAACUGCGCGCAGCAAGUCUCAAUGCGAUAUCAAUACUGGAUCUUUAGUUGGCGAAGCAAAACGUCAAGAUAAUAAAAUACGCGUUUACUAUGGUCUAUUAAAAGAAGUUGAUUACCAAACGUUGACAACUCCUGCACCUGCGAUGGUGGAAGAAGAAGAUGAUAAUGAUCCUGAUGCACCCGACAAGCCUAAAAAGAAAAAACCCAAAAAAGAUCCGCUUUUCUCCAAAAAAUCAAAGUCUGAUCCUAACGCACCUGCUAGUGAUCGAAUUCCACUGCCCGAAAUGAAAGAUGCCGAUAAAAUGGAAAAGGUAAAAGCUUUGCGUGAAUCUUCCAAACGCGUACCACUAAAUAAAGAUUCACUUCCGUCUGUUUGUUUUUAUACGAUACUCAAUGCACAUAAUACCGUUACAUGUGCUGAAAUUUCAGAAGACUCUACCAUGAUGGCUGUGGGUUUUACCGAUUCCAGCAUUAAAGUAUGGUCCCUUACCCCAGCGAAAUUGCGAGAAAUGAAGAGCGCCGAGUUACUUAAAGAUAUAGACAAAGAUGCUGAAGACAUCAACACUCGCAUGAUGGAUGAUAGGACAGGCGAGGCAUCCCGUACGUUCUAUGGUCAUAGUGGGCCGGUCUACCGCUGCGCCUUUGCCCCAGAAAAAAAUUUAUUGCUGUCCUGCUCCGAAGAUACCACAAUUCGUCUGUGGUCGUUCCAUACGUGGACAUGUGUUGUUGUUUAUAAGGGUCAUCUCUUCCCCGUUUGGGAUGUUCGUUUCUCUCCACACGGUUAUUAUUUUGCGUCAUGCUCAUAUGAUAAGACGGCUCGACUUUGGACAACGGAUUCGAAUCAACCACUGCGGAUGUUUUGCGGUCAUCUAUCGGAUGUGGAUUGUGUACAGUUUCAUCCUAAUUCGAAUUAUAUUGCCAGUGGUUCAAGUGACCGCACAGUUAGAUUGUGGGAUGUCCUAAACGGACAAUUAGUGCGGCAAAUGUGUGGUCACAAGGGGCCUAUUUACUCCUUGGCAUUCUCUACGUGUGGGCGUUAUUUGGCAUCUGGUUCUUCAGAUCACACCGUCCUUAUAUGGGAUUUGUCGCAUGGCCAACUUGUAGCAUCACUAUUACGACAUACAGGUUCAAUACAUACGAUGUCCUUCAGUCGGGAUGGAAAUAUAUUAGCUGUUGGUGGUUUAGACUGCGUGCUGACUUUGUGGGACUUUUCGAAACUCACUGAGGAUUACUUGGCACAGACCGGAGCAUCCUCACACAAUCCUGACCUAAACGACAGUGAAACAUACCUGCUCCGCUCAUUUCCAACCAAAUCCACUCCCUUCCUUGCGCUGCAUUUUACACGCCGAAACUUAUUAUUAGCAGUUGGCAUGUUCAAGUCAUCCUAAAAUGGCAGGUAGUGGUGGGGUGAAUAGAUUUAAGUGAUUCAUUACAUUAAUACAUAUGAAGUAUUCAUUUUAAUGUGUAAUAAAGUGACU
Rhagoletis pomonella (apple maggot) is the source of this 2229-nucleotide messenger RNA. It is a transcript of the gene Taf5, whose product is annotated as transcription initiation factor TFIID subunit 5. The transcript has a single exon. Gene Ontology annotation, biological process: transcription initiation at RNA polymerase II promoter. Gene Ontology annotation, molecular function: protein binding; RNA polymerase II general transcription initiation factor activity. Bases 85 to 2139 code for a protein of 684 amino acids. Gene Ontology annotation, cellular component: transcription factor TFIID complex. The record is from RefSeq and is a predicted model, not a curated record. Lineage: Eukaryota; Metazoa; Arthropoda; Insecta; Diptera; Tephritidae.